AUGGCGGAAUCAAGUUUCGAUUCCGUCGAUGAGGAAUAUGCAGAGAUUGUUGUAGUUCGUCAUGGAGAAACAUCUUGGAAUGCGGAGAGAAAAAUCCAGGGUCAUUUAGAUGUUGAAUUAAACGAUGCAGGAAGACAACAAGCAGAGAGAGUUGCGGAGAGGUUAUCAAAGGAGCCAAAGAUAUCUUAUGUCUACUCUUCUGACUUGAAGAGAGCCUUUGAGACCGCUCAGAUCAUUGCAGCUAAAUGCGGCAAUCUUGAGGUACUUACUGAUCGUGAUUUGCGAGAGAGACAUUUAGGAGACAUGCAAGGUCUUGUGUAUCAAGAAGCUUCCAAAAUCCGCCCUGAAGCUUACAAGGCCUUUUCAUCUAACCGCACAGACGUUGACAUUCCUGGUGGUGGAGAAAGUCUUGACAAGCUUUACGACAGAUGUACAUCUGCGUUACAGAGAAUCGGUGACAAACAUAAAGGUGAGAGAGUAGUGGUGGUGAGUCAUGGAGGUGUGAUUCGAUCUCUCUACGAAAGAGCUCGUCCAAGUGCACGGAAAGUUGAAAAGAUUCUCAACACAUCGGUGAAUGUGUUCCGUUUGUACGACGGAGACAAAUGGACGAUCCAAGUUUGGGGCGAUGUGACUCAUUUGGACCAAACCGGUUUCUUACAGUCCGGUUUUGGUGGUGACAGAACCUCUGGUUAG
Messenger RNA from Microthlaspi erraticum, 693 nucleotides. Lineage: Eukaryota; Viridiplantae; Streptophyta; Magnoliopsida; Brassicales; Brassicaceae. The record is from the annotation of a GenBank genome assembly.